AUGCGUGCUUUCGCUCUUCUCAUUGCCUGCCUUGUUGCUAUUGCUGCGGCCGUGCCUGAGAACAUGAUGGAGGACCGCCUCAUGCGUCGAGAAUGUGCGUCCCAAAUCAGGUCUGCGACGAAAAUCACUGCGAUGGUCCAGCAUGCUGUGCAAACGGGACUUGUUGAAUCAACUUUGGGGGAUGCCAAGACCUCAAAAUUCAUCUGGGGCUUGGGGCUUUCGGAUGCGUGCGGCAAAUAUCAUUACUGA
Messenger RNA from Diaporthe amygdali, 249 nucleotides. RefSeq lists its product as uncharacterized. Bases 1 to 249 code for a protein of 82 amino acids. Lineage: Eukaryota; Fungi; Ascomycota; Sordariomycetes; Diaporthales; Diaporthaceae. The record is from RefSeq and is a predicted model, not a curated record. The transcript has 2 exons.